Hydatigera taeniaeformis is the source of this 2322-nucleotide messenger RNA. The record is from the annotation of a GenBank genome assembly. NCBI's taxonomy places the organism in Eukaryota, Metazoa, Platyhelminthes, Cestoda, Cyclophyllidea, Taeniidae.
AUGUUUGGAUCUGCAUUUGUUAUCGCAUUGUUUUGUCUGUCUAACGUUCAUGGGGAGGUUUAUUUCGAGGACCGAUUCACAGAGGGCAACAUUGACAAAUGGGAAAAGUCCAAAUAUGAUGAAAGCAACUUGGGUCUCUGUGAAUAUGCAAAACCGAAAGGAGGCUUUGAUGAUAAGGAAGAUGGGGGAAUGCGAACGUCGCAAGAUGCUCGGUUUUACCGAUACUCAGCUCCAUUUAAUAAGCCCCUGUCCAAUAAAGACAAAACAAUAUGCGUGCAAUUUACGGUGAAGCACGAGCAGAAUAUUGAUUGCGGCGGUGGUUACGUGAAGUUGCUGGGGGAAUCCUUCAAACCGGAAGAUUUUCAUGGCGAAAGUCCCUAUGAAAUAAUGUUCGGGCCUGAUAUUUGUGGCUAUGACAAGAAAAUUGUACAUGUCAUUUUCUCCUAUAAGGGCAAGAAUUAUCUCGUAAAAAGAGACAUUCCAUGCAAGUCAGACACACUUAUCCAUUUGUAUACACUUAUCGUUCGCCCUGAUAACACGUUUGAAGUCUUGAUUGAUAACAAGACUGUUGAGACCGGUUCUCUUGUUACCGACUUCGAUAUGAUCCCUCCAAAAACAAUUGAUGAUCCUGAUGCUAAAAAACCGGAAGACUGGGUAGAUGAGGCAGAAAUCCCCGAUCCUGACGAUAAGAAGCCCGAUGAUUGGGAUCAGCCCAAGACCAUUGUUGAUACUAACGCAAAACAACCAGAGGACUGGAACGAAGAAACGGAUGGCGAGUGGACGGCUCCUAUGAUCGAUAACCCUGAUUACAAGGGUGAAUGGCAUCCUAAGAUGAUACCGAAUCCCGCCUAUAAGGGAGAGUGGAAGCCUCCACAGAUUCCUAAUCCAGAUUACUUUGAGGACAACGAACUUUACGCUCGCACAUUUUCUCAUAUUGGUCUUGAUCUCUGGCAGGUGAAAUCUGGGACAAUUUUCGAUAAUUUCAUCGUUUCGGACGAUGUGUUUGAGUGCCAAGCUCACGCUGAGUAUUGGCAAAAACGAUUUGCAUUUGAAGAGGAGCAGGAGAAGAAGAGUUUUGAGGAUAAGGAUAAGGACUCCUCCACCACCAGUGGUUUGUCGGAGAGUGAGGAUGAGGAAGUGGAUCUCGAGGAGGGAAGCGAUGCUUCUCCGAAGGAUGAAUUGUGGACGAUUUCUGAGGCUGAAGCCGAGAAGCUAGGGAAAUUUGAGUUUGCCAAGCCUGAUCCCACCUUUGGCGAGGAGGGAGGUGGUGGAAUGAAUACCACAGAGGCGGCACGGUUCUAUCGCUAUUCAGCACCCUUUAAAAAAGCAUUCUCAAAUAAGGACAAGAUUAUGUGCGUCCAGUUUAGUGUUAAGUAUGAGCAGGGAAUGGACUGUGCCGGUGGGUACAUUAAAUUACUAGGGAAAGAGUUCAAUCCAAAGGAAUUUACUGGCGAAACACCCUAUGAAAUCAUGUUCGGUCCCGACUUUUGCGGGUACUCAACUCGGCUUGUACAUCUUAUCUUCUCUUAUGAAGGAAAGAAUCAUUUGAUUAAAGACUCCAUCCCAUUUUCCUUGGACAAUAUCACGCACCUCUUCACGCUUACUGUUUACCCCAACAACACCUUUCAAGUAAAAGUGGAUGAAGAAAUUAGGAGAAAUGGAUCCUUGGUGGAUGACUUUGAAAUGCUCAAACCACGCACGAUUGACGACCCAGAGUCGAAAAAACCCGAGGACUGGGUGGAUGAAGUAAUGAUUUCCGAUCCAGACGACAAAAAACCCGAUGGCUGGGAUAAACCUAAAACCAUUGUCGACAUGACCGCAACUAAACCAGACGACUGGAAUGAUGAGACAGAUGGAGACUGGUCACCGCCAAUUAUUGACAACCCAGAGUACAAGGGUGAAUGGUAUCCCAAACGUAUUCCCAACCCUGCCUACAAAGGACCAUGGAAAGCACCUCAAAUUCCCAAUCCUGAUUUUGUUGAUGAUCCUUACUUGUAUUCACGCACCUUUGCGUACAUUGGCAUUGAUCUCUGGCAAGUACAAUCGGGUACUCUAUUCAGCAACUUCAUUGUCACUGAUGAUCCGAGUGAGUGUGAAGCUCAUGCCAAGUACUGGAGACUCAGAUUUGAGGCUGAAAAGGAAACCAAGAAGGAUACAUCUGACGAAGAGUCUCCGCGCUUCUUUGAAACAUCAUCCAACUUUGAUCAGUUGAUUCGUGAAAGGGCUGAGGAAGAAGCGAAAAAGACAGCAGAUUCACCACAAGAAAUGCCUGAGGUGGACAAAGAAAAGGAAGUCGUGAAGGAACCCCACGAAGAGCUCUAA